AUGGUUAUACCAUUCCGAGCAAAGGAUGUAGCUGCAGAUAAGACAGAAUUCGGUCAUCCAGAUGUUGCUCUUGUCUUAGCACAACUUUCAUACUAUUACAGUGGUUUAAAAGAUGAACAUUUAUUUCAAAUCACUGGAUUCAGUGGAACCAAUGAUACUCAACUAUUAUUACCUAUUCAUAUUUGUCAACAUGAUUUAUCUGAGCUUCAGACUACAAAUGCUAUUGUUAUUCACUAUUUAUUACAAAGCGAAAAUAAACAUUAUGAAGCUUUACUUAACAAUGCUGAUGCAAACCAGAUCUUAAAUGAAAUUGUUCACUACAAAUUGACGAUCAAUGUUAUUCUUGAUGUAGGUGCUCUCUUGAGCGAUGGAACUAAUCGUGAUAUAGCUAUGAAAUGGUUAAAUCUAUCAGAUAUAGAUAAGAUUGACUAUGCUGUUUAUUUAGAAUCCGAUUUAAUCGUUGUCUGUGAUCAUGAAAUUCAUACACGAGGAACAGAUUUUAAAUUUCCGACCGGAUUCAUAGCUGCAGUGACAUUGAGCAAUGGUUUAACAAAAGAUCGAUUAGUACAAGCAUGUAUGAGAAUGCGCAAAUUGGGCAAAAGUCAUUCAUUAGUAUUUUGGAGUUCCUAUGAAGUUCAUCAACAAAUUUCUACUUUGAAAGAUAAGACAACACCAAGAAUUAGUCAGGUCGAUAUUCUGCGAUGGGUGUACGAAAAUAAGCAACGAACGAUUUGGGAUGGUUUACAUUAUUGGGCAACACAAAGUUUAAGUUAUCAACGGAGAUCAGUAGCUUUUCAACACAUCCACUGGGUCGAUAAUAAGCAAGAAUUUACCGAUACUCUGAUGCAAAAAUUGGCUAGAGAUAGUUUAGAAGCUGAAAUAAUUGAAUUGAAACAAAUGUAUGGUGCAUCUAAAAUGCCACAACUUCCUCAAGCUGUUAUCGAACGUUUACAUGCUCUUGGCGGAACGAAAACACGUUUAGCACAUUUGUUGAAUGAAGAACAAGAAAGAGAAUUAGAAGAAGAAGAAGAACGUCAAUUGAUUCGACCUCCCUCUUUUUCUCCCUGUGAACCUGUACUUCAUCCUGAAAUAGAACAAUUGUGUCAUGUAAAUGAGAACAUGAUGGAUUUAACCAGAUACCCUAAUGUAUUUCGUUCAUUGACAUAUGCAUUCACUGGCACAACUUUUCUUCAAGAUUGUCAAGUCAAUAGCUGGCAAGAAAAUGUCUGGGUAUCCACAGAAUUUCAACGUGUGAUUGAAACCAAAGCAGAACCAUUGAAUCCUUUUCUAUGUCCCCUACGGUGGUUGAUCGUUUAUCGAAAUCGGCAUGUCGUUUUUAUUAGUCUGUGUGAAGCAAAUUGGUUGCUCGCUCGAUUGUAUUCGAAUGCUCGAAGAAAAGAAGUCAGAAAUUCAGCUAAUAGUACUACAUUACGCUUAUUACUUCCUCGUACGAAACGAAUUCAAUCAAUUUUUAUCAAUACACCAACAUUGACGAUUCCUGCGCUGAUUGCAUCCAUCGAUGAUGAUGCGCCUUUCUUUCAAAUACUCAUCGAAUGGUUGGUUCAAUUUUUUAUUUUCAAUGGUACUCUCUAUUUUGAGACUGUCAAUGAGCAAACAGCCUAUUGUCAAUGUUUAGCGUUGUGUCCUCGACCCUAUACAGACAGAGAAAAUACUGCUUUCAAACGCAGUUGGAUUGCCGAGGAUGGAUUUGUAAGUCAACUCGAGCAUCGUCAUUGGUUGAAUAUUAUCGGAGCUCGAUUUCAAUUGAUUGAAAAUCGAAAUAAGUCAUAUGCAUCUUUUACAACGCAUGUCGAAAGUAUUAUUUUUAAUGCACAAAAGCUCCUUGCAUCAUGA
Messenger RNA from Rotaria sp. Silwood2, 1854 nucleotides. The record is from the annotation of a GenBank genome assembly. Lineage: Eukaryota; Metazoa; Rotifera; Eurotatoria; Philodinida; Philodinidae.